Messenger RNA from Galeopterus variegatus (Sunda flying lemur), 378 nucleotides. It is a transcript of the gene VPREB3, whose product is annotated as pre-B lymphocyte 3. The record is from RefSeq and is a predicted model, not a curated record. NCBI's taxonomy places the organism in Eukaryota, Metazoa, Chordata, Mammalia, Dermoptera, Cynocephalidae. The coding region runs from base 1 to 378 and encodes 125 amino acids. Gene Ontology annotation, biological process: immune response; immunoglobulin production. The transcript is spliced from 2 exons.
AUGGUUUGUGGGUGUCUGGCCCUGGCCCUCCUUCUGACUGGGACUCUCCUGGCAGUCUCCCAGCCAGCCCUGGCCCAGCCGGAUGCACUGCUGGUUUUCCCAGGCCAAGUGGCUCAACUCUCCUGCACACUCAGCCCCCAGCAUGCCACCAUCGGGGACUACAGUGUGUCUUGGUACCAGCAGCGGGCAGGCAGUGCCCCCCGCUACCUCCUCUACUGUCACUCAGAGGAGGAACAACACCGGCCUGAUGACAUUCCUGAUCGGUUCUCUGCCACUAAGGACAUGGCCCACAAUGCCUGCAUUCUGACCAUCAACCCUGUGCAGCCUGAGGACGAUGCAGACUACUACUGCUGUGUUGGCUACAGCUCUGGUCCCUAG